ACGUAAGAGCAGGAAAGGGCUCGGACAUGGCGAGGCGGCUGCAGCGGCGCUGGCCAGGCUGACGGAGAGGCUGGUGGCUGCCCUCCCUUCUCUCUCUCUCUUUCUCUCCCCCCACCCCCCUUCUCUCUCUCUCGGCUCCCCUCCCGCCCCCCACACGCACUCACCACACAAUUCACACACGCACACAACUGAGAGGCCUUAUAUCGACACCCCCCCUGUCCAAAAAAAGAAAGAAAGAAAAACCCAACACAGCAGGAGCGUCAACAGCAGCAGCAGCAUCCAGCAUCCUCCUUUGGCGAAGCGCUGCGGCUGGAGCUUUCUAUUCCCCCCACCUCCUCCCCAUCCCCAGAGCCGAGCGACCCCCAGAGCUCCGUCUGCCUGCCUUUCCCCUCUGCACCCAGCCCCGCGAAGCCCCCCUGGUGCCGACCACCCCUCUCCAUGGACUGAAUGAAGACUGCGUGCACCUCCUAUCGAUGCCUAACCAAAGAGCUGGACAGCUGCGCCAUGAACCCGGAGAUGACAAUGGAGACGCUGGGCCCCUUGCACGGGCCCUCCAGCCAUGAGCAGGAGCUGAUGGGCAGCCCCAGCCCCCACCACCACCCCAGCAGCCGGAGCGCCGGAUCGCUCCGGGUCCAGCCGCCGCCGCCUCCAGGCCCUCCGCCGCCGCCGCCUUCCCACCAGGACUUGGCGUCCGCCUCGUCGCGUUCAGCCAUGGUGACCAGCAUGGCCUCGUUGCUGGACGGCGCGGGGGACUACCGCGCGGAGCUGUCCAUCCCCUUGCACCACGCCAUGAGCAUGCCGUGCGACUCGUCUCCUCCGGGCAUGAGCAUGACCAGCACCUACACCACGCUGACGCCGCUGCAGCCCUUGCCACCUAUCUCCACCGUGUCGGAUAAGUUCCACCACCCGCACGCGCACCACCACCCGCACCACCACCACCACCACCCGCACCACCACCCGCACGCGCACCACCACCACCACCAGCGCCUGUCGGGCAACGUGAGCGGCAGCUUCACCCUCAUGCGCGACGAGAGGGGCCUCCCGGCGAUGAACAACCUCUACAGCCCUUACAAGGAGAUGCCCGGCAUGGGGCAGAGCUUGUCCCCCUUGGGCGGAAGCCCCCUGGGCAACGGGCUGGGCUCCAUCCACAACACCCAGCAGGGCCUGCAGAGCUACGGCCCCGCGGGCCACGAGAAGAUGCUGAGCCCCAACUUCGACGCGCACACUGCCAUGCUGGCCCGCGGGGAGCAGCACCUGUCGCGGGGCCUGGGCACCCCUCCGGCGCCUAUGAUGUCUCACCUCAACGGGAUGCACCACCCCAGCCAUCCCGGAGGCCACCCUCAGUCUCACGGGCCGGUCUUGGCCUCCGGCAGGGAGAGGCCCCCGUCUUCUUCCUCGGGAACCCAGGUCAACAACUCCGGGCAGCUGGAAGAGAUCAACACCAAAGAAGUGGCGCAGAGAAUCACAGCCGAGCUGAAGCGCUACAGCAUCCCCCAGGCCAUUUUCGCCCAGAGGGUGCUGUGCCGUUCUCAGGGGACCCUUUCAGACCUUCUAAGGAACCCUAAACCUUGGAGUAAACUGAAAUCGGGCAGGGAGACCUUCAGGAGAAUGUGGAAAUGGCUGCAGGAACCCGAGUUCCAGAGGAUGUCAGCCUUAAGACUUGCUGCAUGCAAGCGCAAAGAACAAGAACCAAACAAAGAUAGGAACAACUCCCAGAAGAAAUCCCGUCUGGUUUUCACCGAUCUCCAACGCAGAACACUUUUUGCCAUCUUCAAAGAGAACAAACGUCCGUCCAAAGAAAUGCAGAUCACUAUUUCUCAACAGCUGGGCUUGGAACUUACUACUGUCAGUAACUUCUUCAUGAAUGCUAGGAGGCGGAGCCUCGAGAAAUGGCAGGAUGAUUUGAGCACCGGGGGACCCUCCUCAACCUCCACCACUUGUACCAAAGCAUGAUCGAAAAUCAGAAUCUAAAUUGGGCACAACUCAACGAAUAUAUUUGAAAAGGAAUGGAUUGUUACUGGGGCCCUUCACUGGUGAUUUGAAAGCACAAUCCUCUUAAAACAGUAAUACUGAUUUACAACACAGGGCAUUUUAAUUUUAUUUAAAUGAUUCUUAGGGUUUGUUUCCUUUUUAAAAAUAUAUAUAUGUGCAGGUCAAAAAUACAUUAAAAGGCAAGACUAAGCAUGUAUGAAACAGAAGUAGGUCAUUCAUGACCCAAAUUAAUCCAGGGCUAUCAUGACAGACCCAAUCAAAGCUGAAAAUGUUUAUCAUCUUCAAGGGCCAAGGAAUCGGCCAACAAGACAGUACCACCUUUGCUAAGAUUUGUUCACCAAAGGAAAUCCAAACACACUGGACCUAUUUUGUUUCCAACAUGCUUAGUUUCUCCACACUACUAUACCAAAGCUCACAAGCAUUGAAACAUAUAAGUACUGAGCACAAACUUAAUCUAGACCUAAGAACAGGGGGGGGGGUUAUUUUAGAAACUCAGGCAUUGUUACGUUAAACAUUUUCAGAACUAUCCGACUUGCUUUCUCUUAAGGGGGGGGUGGAAAUGUCAAUGAAGAUAAGGUCUUGGAUCAGUACGAUUCGGUUCCCUUGAACCCAAACUAUCAAGCACAAAGACACCAGAAAACAGGAACAGCUCUGGACUCUUUGCCUGUUCUUACAAGACGUGCUCGGAGUUAGGGGGCGUUAGCGAACACAUUGGUUUCAAGCACACUUUUGCAGGUCUUCACAAUUUCUAUUUGUACAUAGUGCAGACACACACUCAGGAAGCCAGUUUAAGAUGCUACCACGGAUAGAGCAAAUGCAAGACUUGAAACGCUCUAGACUUUAUUUUUUAAAAGAAACUAAUCAUGAAUAUGUCCUAAAGAGUUAUGAGACAUCCAAUUUCAUCCCGUCACUUUUUUUUUAAUUUAAUUUUUGCCACAUUGAUUCUGUGUUUGAGUUAGUUGGUGUUUCCAGGCGGGAAAAUAAAGCCAAUGCCUUCAUGACUUCACUGACCACUGGAGCACUUACUUACUCCAAGUCUGUUCCAUGGAUAAAAAGCAUCCCACCCACCACUUCAUGUAAGAAUGCAACACACCAAAGAUGCAGGAUAUUGCAAACCAAAGACCAUUAUAACUUGCCAUUUCCCAACGUCAUUGUCAUCGCCAUUGUCCUUGUCAUCAGUGUAGUCAGUUUUUGAAUAUGUUUGAAAUAAACGUCAGUCCAUGUACAGCUCUAUUCCAGUUCACCUGUCCAGUGAGCUGAAAGAGACAGUGUUCUCAAGUGAAGCAUCAAAUAUAACUUUUAAUCUCACUAGGGUACAGUGUUCACCUAAGGAUACCCACACACAACACAAUCUUUCUCAUCAGAAUUGCUAUGGUCACUCAAUGUGCAUAUUCACCAGUGAAUAGCCCCCCAUUCCUUGGAACACCACUUGAGUGUUCAAAAGCAAGCCAAAUGCUGUAACGAUCCUUUAAAGACACUUGAGACUCUUUUAUGUACUACUUAAUCGAAACCAAAGAAACUUUUUCUGCACCUACUUCUUCUGCAACAAACUGUUCCAUUUAGGGGGGGAAAAAAUAAAGAAAUGAAUAAUAAUUUAAAUAUAAAAAAGAACCAAACCAAGGAAGCACGUCAGGAAACAAACCAAUGCUAACACACUGUGUUUUGACAGACAUCUUGGAACAUUUUUAGGAAGCAGAGUUCAAAGAAAGGGUUGACAAGAAAGGAAACGAAUGGAAAAGCCAAUGGGGAUUGCUGCUUCAUUUUGACAACUCAGUAAUCUUAAAGUUGAAGAUUGUCUUUAAUUUGUGCCUAUGCAGUUUUUUCAAAAGAACAAGGAACAGAGCAACCGAGACCUCAACAGCUACAAUACCAAAGAUGAGGAUUUCUCACGACUUUUAGUUCAGUUCAUUCUCCCCCCUUGCACAGCUAAUAUGCGUAUCGCACGAUUGAUCUGUGCAAAGGUAAAUUGAUUCUGUUUCUUUUGAGCAACAAAAAACAAACACACAAAAAGGAUGAUUAUUUUUUUUAAAUACUAAAAAGUUCUUUUCUUUUCUUUUCCAAUUUCUGCUCUCACAUGGAAUCUUCCAAAGGAUUCCAUGGGCUCCAAGUAUAAGAUGUUGGGAUACUAAGCUAAUGGAUCUUCUCCAACCCGAUGUUGUGCAUGUGUGGAGGGGAGAAGCACCUCACUCUUUAAAUGAUAAUUUGGGCUCAGUGGAGUUGCACAUGUUAUGUGAUUUUAAAAUGAUAACCUAGGAGAUGGGUUAGAGGGCAACUUUUGUGAAUGCAAAUGAAUGGUAUGUGUUCUUGUUUCUCAUACUGUUGGAAAGGAGCUUGACGCAUAUAAUCCAGACAGUGAAUAGUUAGUUCUUUGUCAGAACCUUGGGCAGUUUAACUUCACUAUCCAGUGUUCUGCACAUGGCCAUUAAGUCUUGACCACUCAACACCAGACCAGUGUUUCUCAAAUUAGGAAAUCACAGACCUUCUAGACCUUCUAGCAGUUUGGUCCCCAGCUCCACCAAGCAGGCCCAAACAAUCCUAUGCCUAGCUUCUGCUCACACAGUAUACAGCUCCGAUUCAUCCAUGGUAUACAGCUUCUUCCCUCAGAUUCAUAUACAUUCACUCUUCCUGGGAGAACUCCUCUCUGAACUCAGGAACUGGACAUAGAACAUCAGAGAUGCAUGACUCUACCCUUCUCAGUCAUCAAUGUGAGUGGAGUGAUAAUCCUUCCUUUGGAGAACCCAGAAUAUUGAAAGUGUAUUAGGUAAUAACACACCGCCACCCUGGUUGAGAAACACUGUUCUUGGUGACUUUUUAAAUAUUGUGGACCCACCAAUGGUAUUCUGUCUCCAUUGAGAGCCUGCAUUCUGCUAAUUCGAGCUAGUAAUGAAAUUUUCAUAACCGCUAUAUGCAAAAUCCACCUCCAAUCACCCCACUUAAAAGGUGAACCACCCGUAAGGCAUCUCCAACUCCUCUGUAGGGUAUUGAUUUGCUGUUUGGGAAUCAAUAACUUAAGCUGGAUGAGGAGCUGGAGAUGUUUACUUGCAGGUAUCAUCCACACCCAUUAAAAUCGUUGCUUGUAUUGCUAGACUUUGGUAGCAAAACUCCCCCCCCCUUUUUUUUUAAACAAUUCUGGACUAAGCUCUCAGCUCAGAUCCAUCACUAUAACAAUAACAGGGUAGUUAUGAUUAAUUCAUUGUAAGAACGAAGUUGGAACUGUUUCGCCAGUAGAACAAACUUGGAUUCUUCCAUGAAAAAAAGUUCAAGACGAAAUGUCUUUUCAAAUCCUAACCUGAAAAUUUAAAGGAAAAGCAUCCAAAAUUCAUUCCGAAGUGCUUUGGUGUGAGAGGUAGAUUUUGCUUUUAUCAGAAAGGAGUGUUGGCCCUAAAAGUCUUUGAGCCAAAAACCUAAAUUCCCCCUUCUAAUUAUUUCAAGAAUCGCCAUGGCAGAAACUGAAAGCCUGGCUUGAGGUCUAAGCAUUGCCACAGUGGCUUCUCAAUGGUCACAGAACAUUAACACUGCGUGAGUUUUGCAAAGCCUACAGAUAUACCCUCUUGUGCAAAUGAAAAUGAUCACAAGGGCCAUGUGAAAGUCUGGGUAUUGUCAGAUCCACCCAUCGCCCGGAUGAUAGAUGUGGCCCAUCCCUACAAAAUAAGAUACUGUACACACUUUGCAUCUUGGGCCAUAUUCAAGAAUGUUCACUUAUGCAAUGCUGUUGAUUCAUUCUUGCAUUUGAUUUGCUCAUAUGUCUCAGACGUGUAACAAUCUCUUAUUGGGAUGAACAUUGAACUUCAGCUGAAGAGCAAAAGGUCAUUUCCAAUGUCUUCAAAUACUGCUCUCUGUUUUCCUUCCCUUGCCAGGGAGAGAGGGGUGAUUCUGGGGAACUUAUCCUAGGCAGCACAGUCAGUUCAAGCAGCUCACUGACCUGCGGUCUUACUCUAAAAAGAACUCUGACAGCAUUUCUGGCAUAAUGGUCAUAUUGGUGAAAAGGGAUAAUCUCAAACUUUACACUGUCAAAUCCCGUCAUCUGGUAUAUCUACUCAGGCAUGAGACGCAUGUUCUGUUUUAAUUAUAUGAAUACGAAAGACAGUGGUCUUUGACAUGCCAUUUGUAGCUCCACCAAUGGCUGCCAACAGUUUAGCUGGUGAUUUCUACUCAACGUAUAACACACCUUCUUCCUUCUCUGAAGUUAUCCAGUUUCUCUGUUCCCAUUACAAGCAGCCGCUUCUGUUCCUAACCUCUUGUGGUCUUACUUGACUUGUCCCAACCAUAUUUCCUUCGUUGCAGUUGCACUGUUGGUAAACAAUUAUGUAACUUUGCCACCUGCCAUUCACCGAAUGACAAGGGCAUCUUGGAGACAUGGCAGCCAUUGUUAAGAUUUUGUUUUAUUUUAUUUUUUAAAAUGUCUUGGCUUAAACUUCUGUAUAAUUGCAAUGAGUACUGCUCAUUUUGUCUGUUCUGCUCCACCAAGAAAUGGUAGCGAUCUAGUAUCCCAACAUCUUCCUUACCUUUUAUACUUGGAGUUUUUUUUUCAUGGGCACAUCCAAGAUGAAUUCAACUUUCAAGAAACCUUGGAUAUUGUUUAAUCAUCUGUGGAGGAACAAAGAAUGUGCUUGAUUACUUCGGUUGAAUAGCUUUAUACUGGAUCUCUCUUAACUAAAGCUAAAUCCAAAGACCUACGGAGGACAAAAACCAGCAAAACGUAAAGCUCAGACCGACUUACGGGAAUAGCAACCUCCUUUUUUUUUACCCAAAAAAAAGAGGAGAUGUGGUAAUGACAUAGCUAUGGGGGAACAAAAAUUCUGAUGUUUUUCUUGCUUGUCACCAUAUUUAAGUAUUUUGUGAUUUUUUUUAUAUAGAUUAUACUUGGCCUACUCUAUAUUUAUUAUGGGAAUUGUUAUUUUUGCUAUUGUUUAAAAGUUACGCCAGUCAUCUUCAAAGCCUUUUUCCUUUCCUGAUACAAUAUUGGUGGUUAUUGAUCGUAAGAUUUACUUUGACGAGAUCAAGACCUAAGCCGAAAGCCUUAGCUCCAGUUAAAUUUUCAUUCCGACCAAAGCUUCUCUUGGUUCCAAUGGAGCCAGUGCGCCAUCUUGGAUUUUCGGAUGCAACUUUAGCUGGAGCUAAAACGGUAGGGUCAGGCUUCUGUUGAUUACCCUUUGUGAUUAUUUUGAUGACGUUGCGGGUUAUUUUGGUCGCAGCCCACUUGGAUGCGCUCCCAAACAUGUCCCAUUGAAAUGAACCAAAGUUAUGCAGGAGUAUGGAUGCGUGCUGCUGCCUCAGAUUUCAAUGGGUCGUGUGCAAGAGCCUUUUUCUGCUGGGCUGGGCCUUUUUGUUAGACUUAAUUUGCUCCGCUCCCCCCCCUUAUUUAUCAAUCCUAGAAUCGUAGUGCAUCCUAGAUGCAAAUCUGAGGUUAGCACAUAAAUUUAAUGGGGAGGGAGGGAGUAUUAGUAAAGUUCUGUUACAGACACGGGGGGGGGGGAGAGAAGGUACCAAAAAAAUUAAAGAGUCCCCCAACCCCUCUCCCCAAAACUGGAGCAUGCUUUAUUUCUUAUAAUCAAUCUCAAUGGUUUUUAUAAAAUGAUUGACCCUUAAGUUAUUUAAUUUAAUUCCUCCUCACCUCACUCAAAAUAAUGAAACCAAAAAAACCCCAGUGAGGGAUACCUUUUUAAUUAUUAUUAUUAUGGCACAUAAGAGCCUUCAUAAUAUAACUUAUUUAUUUAACUUAUUCAGCAUCUACUGCAGGUGCCCUUGUAUAGUUUAUAUUUUUAUUUUUUUUAUGAAAUCAACUUAAAGCACUACAACUUAUUUGCUGUCAGAACAACAGAGUGAUGAUUCUUUUUUUUCCUUUUCACUUUUUGGACAAGCAAGGAAUAUUUUGUCUAAACCAUGCAUUCAGGAACAACAGGGGAUUUUUUAAAGAAAAAAAAACCAAGACACUGCAACACUUUGCCUGAACUUUGUGGCUUUUUAAAAACUUAAGCUGGGGGAAAAAUAUAAAAUAACAACAAGCAAAAAAUAAUAAUAAUAAUAAUAAACGAAUGAAAAAAAAACCUAAAAAGAGAGAAACCCUUAAAGUAGCUGCUUCCAAGAAUGAACUUUGUGUGUGUGUAAAAAAAAUAAAAAUUAAA
Messenger RNA from Zootoca vivipara (common lizard), 8117 nucleotides. It is a transcript of the gene ONECUT2, whose product is annotated as one cut homeobox 2. Gene Ontology annotation, molecular function: RNA polymerase II cis-regulatory region sequence-specific DNA binding; DNA-binding transcription factor activity, RNA polymerase II-specific. Gene Ontology annotation, cellular component: nucleus. Lineage: Eukaryota; Metazoa; Chordata; Lepidosauria; Squamata; Lacertidae. Gene Ontology annotation, biological process: regulation of transcription by RNA polymerase II. The record is from RefSeq and is a predicted model, not a curated record.